Messenger RNA from Trichomycterus rosablanca, 1092 nucleotides. It is a transcript of the gene cd247, whose product is annotated as CD247 molecule. The transcript has 8 exons. The record is from RefSeq and is a predicted model, not a curated record. Gene Ontology annotation, cellular component: membrane. Gene Ontology annotation, molecular function: transmembrane signaling receptor activity. Gene Ontology annotation, biological process: cell surface receptor signaling pathway. Lineage: Eukaryota; Metazoa; Chordata; Actinopteri; Siluriformes; Trichomycteridae. Bases 552 to 989 code for a protein of 145 amino acids.
AUGGAUUUCAAUAACAGCUUUUUUGUAAAUAAGGAAAAGCCAUUUUGUCUGUGCUGAGGACUUUGCUCGAAGGCUGUGUUUACGGGGCGUGCCGAAGGCUUUUAAAACCAAACGCAUGAAAAGCCAAAAGCAUAAACAAAAGCGUGAAUGUUGUGAUGGGAGACCCCUAACCUGUCUUUAAGACUCAUGACCCUCGUUUCCCCCACAAAACAGCAUCCGACCUUUUAAUCCACCCCCCACCCCCCAAUAUAAGUACAUAUAAGAGCAGAGGAAGUGGCAGAAACUAGGCCACAAAAGUCGAGUCUUCAGCAGCGGGGAGGUGGGACGUAAGUCUUCAUCACCAGGUGGAGUUCAGAGGAGCCACAUCCUGUCAGCAGACGAGCUCCGAGCUUCAAAGAAACGCUGGCAUCCACGGCAGAGCUGCCAGUACAGGCCUUUCACCAACACUCGCGUGCCAUCCGGCUUUAAAAUCUCCUCAGAUAGUUUGUGGAAAAAUAGGAAAAAGUAAUCUGGUGUCUGAAGUGGACUAAUAAGGGCUCCAUCAAGGCACAAUGGGCGUUAAGAAGACUGGCGCAUUGGCGUUACUGCUUUUCAUCAUCUCACCUGCAGAGGCAUUUUCUAUGUACGACCCCAAAUUCUGCUACAUCCUCGAUCUGUUCCUGUUACUCUACGGCAUCGUCAUCACCGGCCUGUUCCUUCGUAAAAAAUUCAGCAAACCAAAAGAGUCUGUGUACAGUUCUCUACAAGGCCCACAAUCUACUUACGAAGAUUUAAAGAGAGACCCUGAGAGUGGACGUACCCGUGGGGCUCGCAGACAAAUGGACGACGACACGUAUACGCCUCUGCAGAAUAAGACAGACGACACGUACAAAUCCAUCCAACCAAAGAAAGACCGUCGACCCAAUGACCAGGUGUAUCAGGGUCUGAGUACUGCUACUAAGGACACGUACGACUCGUUGCACAUGAAGAACCUGCCGCCUCGUCGCUGAGUUUAAGGCCGAUAAUCAUCAGUGCUUCUAGAAAUUAUAUUUUACAUCCUCGUGUUUUUGGGUCUGGAUGCUCUUCGCUUGAGGCCUGCUGUGUGUGUGUGUG